CUUUUUUUAUAGGUUGAUUGACGUCACGUCAUCGUCAGUCUGCGUUCUCAUUAUUUUUAUUUAUUUUGCGAUUUCCAAAGUUUUUUUUAGGUUUUACAAAUCAACUGUUGAAAUAAUAUCACAUCAUAAGUAGUGAUCUCAAUUCUAAACAAAAUGGACAAUCAGUAUUAUUACAAGUUGAUGGCAAGCUAUCUAUCAAAACGAAAUUGUGACGAGUCUUUUAUGAGAUACUUUUUCGGUAAGAAUUCUUUGAAAAAGACACCGGAGGAGUUAGAACGAGCUGAUGAAAGGAAGCGGCGAUUACAGCGAGAAAGGUCUCGUCGAUAUCGGGCGUUAAAGAAUGCAAGACGCCAGCACGAGGGCGGCAGCGGGGGUGCUCGCGACGCCAGUGACGGCGACAGCUCCGCUAGUCGUGGCAAAUCGCGAGCGUUGUUACUCGAGGAAGAGUUCAGCGACGGUGACGAGCCACCCACUCUUUGUGAUCUCAAUUACGAGGACAAGUGGCGAGGCGGCUCCUCCGACUGCCCGUCCGACGACAACUCUGCCCAGUCCGCACCCGAUCCCAAGGAACCGCCGCUCACGGGCGAUGUUACCCUUAGUCUUAAAGAAUUUCUCAGCUCGCCCAAUACAGAGCUUGAUUAUCCCACAGUGCACAGCCUGAUGUUCCACUGGCUGCAAACGUAACAUUACCACUGUCACAAACAGAUUAUUGGGGCUUUUGUUCUCAUCAGCCCUCAUCAUAUCAUUGUGGAUUCUAAAUUAUUUUAUGAUCUGUCUAUCAAGUUCUAAUUCAUAAUUGUGGUAACAUAAGUUGAACUUUAAUAACACAUGAAUGGAAAGUAGAUGAUUUAUGUGAUAGCCUUACACAUAUCGCAUGAACAUUAGGAUGCCGCUUAUAUUGUAAUAAUAUAUAAUACUGCACAUCAAAUUGACAAAACCGUCCUGUUAUAAUUUAAACUGACUAAUAAGUAGUGAGUAAUGUUAGUAGAAGUUUCAUUGUACCUACUUGCUUCUAUUUGUAUUGGAGGUAAUCUAUGGAACUGAGAUUUAAGUAAGCAAAUUUGCUUUAUGAUAAUGUCCAUCGUGCUCUUCUAAUGCUGAGCAUCAUCAAACUAUUGAUGCCAUCUUGUGUGAUUCACUUGUUAUGAAGAAGUAUUAAAUUUGAAUAAACAAAACUUGAAAAUCUGUUGUGAUCAAGUCUCUUGAGUUAAAUGAAGUCGUGUUGUGUCAAAGGCGGACUUCUUCAGCAAUUAGAAUAUUCCACUAGACAAUAAGUCGUUGUUAAGUUGCCAUAUCCUAAUAUUUAGAUACUCAACUAUUAUACAUUAUUAUAUAUAUGCGUAUAGAAAAGUAUAGAGUAUAUAAACCUAUAGUUUGUGAUACGAAUGAAUUUUACAUUUUGUGUGGAUCUACAAUAUUAGUUGUAACAUAGGUUAAGAGUGAGUAGGUGCUCCUUGGCCGUACUAAGUGCACAUAGCCUUGUAGCUUUUGUUGUAGAAGUGUGAUAAAAUUUGUGCUAAGCAAUGAUGACAGCAGUGUAUAUAUACACUGAUGCUACAUUCCUGACAACAAACCUUUUGAAAUGGACAUAAAUUUUGUUGAUUACCUGCAUGCAUUUAUUGUUAAUACUCAUUAUAUCAGUUACAGAUUGAUGCUCUCUUUGAAACAACCGAUCAAUGAUAAGCAAUAUGCUUUUAUGGUGGUGCAAUUAGUUUGCUAUGAUUGGACAGAUAUAUCAUAAGUUGUUAUUGAAUAAAAUGAGUAGCAUAAGUUUAUAAUUGAUACUAGGUUACAAUUGAAUAAUGUUCAAGUCUCAAUAAGGACCUGUUUUCAAAAGUGCUCUGUGAUAAUAUAAGGGUUUUGGAUUGUGGAAAUGUGAUUGGUUGAUAAGUUCUUUGGUAGGCACAUGUUCGACAGAGCACACAAUAACAUGGCUCUACAGGCCAUAAGCUAACUAUUGGAUAAACAAGCAGCCAUUGUUAUUAAUCUAAGAAAGUAUUUCAUUACAAUGUUCUUAUUAAAUUUCAUGUCACAAGGGUCAUUAUAUUUAGUUUAUAAAGAUACAUACAAAAUAGGGAUUGUAUGUAUUUUUAUGCCUUUCUUUAUUAAAGUUAACAUAGCACUAACUAAUAUUCUUUCAGUGAAUGUAUUAUCUUAUUAAAGCACUAACAGCAAAGCCUCCCUUAUUAGAUGUAAGUACUGUAAUCUUAAGUGCUUUGUUUUAAUGAGAAUUUAUGACAGUUGAUAAGCCUCAUAAAUCAACUGUAUUCAAACAAGAGUAAAUAAAAUUGUAAAUUUACAUUUGUAAUAAUUAUGUUGGUUUCCUGAGAGUUUAAUGUAAUAAAAGCCAUAUAAUAAGCCAUAUUCGUUUAGUACAACAUAAUUUCAAAGAGGUACACUAUUUAAUUUGCAUGUUUAAUUAUAAAUAAAUAAUUACCUAUAUAAAAUUAUAACAGAGGUUUUAUAGUGUAUCACUUUAGCAACAGAUCUGGCAGCUCACAUUGUUGUAGAAUUAUUUUAUGAAAUGAAGAAAACUCGUAAUUGUUGUUAAUGGUGCGAUGAUUUUUAAUUGCGUUUUAAAAGCGUAUUCUGAACUGGCCACAUGGUGCAGGCGGACACAAUUAAUGUUACGAUACUUUACCAGUCACCGUAGCAUGAGCACAACAAUUUACAUUAAAUCACGUUUUUAUCGUGUCGAACUGUCAAACUCCAUAGUAAUUUGACAAAUGAGCGUGAUAAAAACGCGUUAUAUAUCAUAUCGCGGUGCUCAGGCUUGGGGGGCUGGAUAGGAACAAAUAACACAA
Chilo suppressalis (striped riceborer) is the source of this 2804-nucleotide messenger RNA. NCBI's taxonomy places the organism in Eukaryota, Metazoa, Arthropoda, Insecta, Lepidoptera, Crambidae. The record is from the annotation of a GenBank genome assembly.